This is a messenger RNA of Anisakis simplex (herring worm), 342 nucleotides long. The record is from the annotation of a GenBank genome assembly. Lineage: Eukaryota; Metazoa; Nematoda; Chromadorea; Rhabditida; Anisakidae.
AUGUUCUGGCAAAAAUGGGUUCCGCAUGAGGAUGCGAUCGGCGUUUCGGGAAUGGCAGUGCGCAAUGAAGCGGAUUCAAGCAGAACCGACUCGAAAUCUAAGCCGUCCUCUUCACGAGCACAACACAAACCACAAACACCAUUCAAUCGUUGGAUUGGUGCUUUCAUGACACGUUACAAGCGAUCUGUCGUACGUUCAAAACUCUCGUAUAAACUGAAAACCGCGAACGACGAGCUCACUCCGUUUGGUUUCAUUGCAAAAACACUUCGGAGCUUGGUACAAACCGUGAAGGGAAAAUCAACAAGGAAAACGUACGUUCACAUGCAAUUUGUUCGUCAUUGA